CUUCUUCGUUUCCUCACUCACACCAUUAUUUCCCUCAUACCUCUUUUACCCUUGGUGUUUGGUGCACGAGUUUGUCCACAUCRAUGCACCUGCUAUGAUCACGCUGACAUGGUGGACUGUCGGGAUCAGAGAUUUGAGCGUGUUCCCAGAGGGCUUCCACACGGCACAUGGCUGCUGGAGCUCGGUGGAAACAAUCUAAGUGUUAUACGCACCAACACCUUUUCUGGGCUGUGGUCCCUGCGAGUUCUGGUGCUGACCAACAGUCAGAUUGAAGAAAUACAACCACAUGCGUUUUUCUCUUUGUCUUUCCUGGAGAAGUUGGAUCUAAGUUGGAACCUGAUAAAAAGCCUACCUGGGGACUUCUCAGCCAGUCUGUCUGCUCUCAAAUGUCUGCGGCUGGAGCACAACAACCUACGUUACAUAACUGCAUUCAGCUUGGAGUAUUUGGACAGCUUGGAAAAGUUAGACCUCAGUUAUAACCAGCUGAUGUCUGUGGGACCCGGGAUCUUCAGGGGCCUCUCAAGACUCAGACAGCUCUAUCUACACAACAACAGACUGACUGUGGUGCAGCGGGGAAGCCUUGAUAUGCUUCCUGGGCUGGAAGUGCUCCAGCUGAACAACAACAACAUCUCCCAUAUAGACCCUGAUUCUCUGGCUCCACUCUAUAGUCUGGCAGUUCUCAGCCUGGAAGAAAACAACCUGCACCAUCUCAAAUUUAAGACCUUCAUCAGCCUACAUACAACGGCAACACACAUUCAGUUAUCAG
Molecule: messenger RNA, 766 nt
Organism: Austrofundulus limnaeus
Lineage: Eukaryota; Metazoa; Chordata; Actinopteri; Cyprinodontiformes; Rivulidae
Product: leucine-rich repeat-containing protein 70
Cellular component (GO): plasma membrane
Molecular function (GO): protein binding
Source: RefSeq, a predicted model, not a curated record